AUGUUCCAACACGUCAGCAUCCGCCACAUCCCGGCUCUCUACUUUGCCUUUGCCAACUGCGUGGGCCUUGUGAUGGAUCCUCUGAGCGGCCCUUGCAGCCUCAUCGAGCUCUACGGACUGCCGCCGGCCAUCGCCGACGUCCCGGAGACAUGGCCCGUCUGGCGGGCUGGCCAGGGACGCAUCAUCCUGCUGGGCCUCCUCAUGCAUGUCUUCUACUGGCGCCGCCAGUACGCCGUGUGCGACGUCCUUCUCGUGGGAACCGCCUUCCUCGGCAUCAACGAUUGCAUGGUGGUGUGGCACAACGGGGACAAGACUUGGGCCUGGAUUCGUCUUUUUGGCUCCUUUGCGUUUGGGGCGGCAGGAUUCUUCGGCCUCACCCAGGGCCCUGGGGCCAAGAACAAGAUUUCUUAG
Molecule: messenger RNA, 411 nt
Organism: Metarhizium brunneum ARSEF 3297
Lineage: Eukaryota; Fungi; Ascomycota; Sordariomycetes; Hypocreales; Clavicipitaceae
Source: RefSeq, a predicted model, not a curated record